GUCCCAGGCUGAAGCAGACCACGGGAUCAAUGGCAUGAAGAACACUGGCCGCGCAGAGGAAGUGCAACAGAGGGGCGAGUGAACCAGCUGGGAGAAGAGACAGAGAAAUGCGCAACUGCUGGACGGCAUAGUUUUGGAUUCAGACAAAAAGAUCCAAAACAAAGAUCCAGGAUCUGCGUCCACCUUGUCUCUUGCUGCAUCCCGCUUCUCUGAUACUGCAAACAUGGAUCGCUCAGCGCAGGAGCUCUUCCUCAACUUCAUGAUCGUCUUAAUCACUGUGAUGCUCAUGUGGCUGCUGGUGAAAACAUAUCAGGACUGAACUAUGGGCCUCCUGAGCUACGGAGGAGUGUGUGGUGGGCCUUCAUACUUAGAUAUUGAGCUGAUGUGAUGCGGAUGUACGAUCAUUAAGACACUAUUAUGGAGAAUAAAAUCUGCUUUUAAUAUAGUU
Synchiropus splendidus (mandarinfish) is the source of this 448-nucleotide messenger RNA. RefSeq names its product sarcolipin. Lineage: Eukaryota; Metazoa; Chordata; Actinopteri; Syngnathiformes; Callionymidae. The transcript has 2 exons. Gene Ontology annotation, molecular function: enzyme regulator activity. Gene Ontology annotation, cellular component: membrane. The coding region runs from base 224 to 319 and encodes 31 amino acids. The record is from RefSeq and is a predicted model, not a curated record.